Octodon degus (degu) is the source of this 2073-nucleotide messenger RNA. RefSeq names its product solute carrier family 39 member 7 (gene Slc39a7). Gene Ontology annotation, cellular component: membrane. NCBI's taxonomy places the organism in Eukaryota, Metazoa, Chordata, Mammalia, Rodentia, Octodontidae. The record is from RefSeq and is a predicted model, not a curated record. Gene Ontology annotation, molecular function: zinc ion transmembrane transporter activity. The transcript has 8 exons. Bases 118 to 1515 code for a protein of 465 amino acids. Gene Ontology annotation, biological process: intracellular zinc ion homeostasis; zinc ion transmembrane transport.
GGUAAAGGGACAGUAUUGGGGCGGAGGGAGAACGGAACUUCCGGCUCACGCGCGAGAUAGAGGCGUGACUGCCACGUCCGUACAGACCGGGAAAGGAGAGGACCCCGGAGCCGCGUGAUGGCCAGAGGCCUGCGGGCCCCACACUGGGUGGCAGUGGGACUGCUGACCUGGGAAGCCUUGGGGCUGCUGGUGGCUGGACACGGGGCUCACGGUGACUCGCAUAAGGACGUGCAAGAGGAUUUCCAUGGCCACGGGCACUCACAAGAGGAUUUCCACCAUGGACACAGUCAUGCUCAUGGCCACGGCCAUACUCAUGAGAGCAUCUGGCAUGGGCACACCCACGGGCACGACCAUGGACAUUCACAUGGGGACUUGCACCAUGGCCACAGCCAUGGCCACUCUCAUGAGGACCCGCACCACAGAGGACAUGGAUCAGACCACGAACAUAGCCAUAGAGGCUAUGGGGAACCUGGGUCCCCAGGCAUCAAGCAUGACCUGGACACUGUCACACUGUGGGCCUAUGCACUGGGGGCCACAGUGCUGAUCUCAGCAGCUCCAUUUUUCGUCCUCUUCCUCAUCCCAGUAGAGUCAAACUCCCCGCGACAUCGCUCUCUGCUCCAGAUCUUGCUCAGUUUUGCUUCUGGGGGGCUCCUGGGAGAUGCCUUCCUGCACCUUAUCCCUCAUGCCCUGGAACCUCAUGCUCACCACACACUGGAGCAGCCUGGACAUGGACACUCGCACAGCGGCCAGGGCCCCGUUCUGUCUGUGGGGCUGUGGGUUCUCAGUGGAAUUGUUGCCUUCCUGGUGGUGGAGAAAUUUGUGAGACAUGUGAAAGGAGGACAUGGACACAGUCAUGGACAUGGACACAGUCAUGCACACAGAAGCCGUGGACAUGAAAAGCAGGAGCAUCCUGCAAAGGAGAAACCCAGUUCCGAGGAAGAAGAAAAGGAAGCAGGAGGGUUGCGGAAGAGGAGAGGAGGGAACACCAGGCCCAAAGAUGGCUCCACAAGUCCUCAGAAUCCCAAAGAGGAAAAAACAGGUUCAGACCUGCGUGUGUCUGGGUACCUGAACUUGGCUGCCGACUUUGCACACAACUUCACCGAUGGGCUGGCCAUUGGUGCAUCCUUCCGUGGGGGCCGAGGGCUGGGCCUCCUGACCACAGUAACUGUCCUCCUACAUGAAGUGCCCCAUGAGGUCGGAGACUUUGCCAUCUUGGUCCAGUCUGGCUGCAGCAAAAAGCAGGCGAUGCGUCUACAGCUACUGACUGCAGUAGGGGCACUGGCAGGCGCAGCCUGUGCCCUUCUCACCGAAGGAGGGGCAGUGGGCAGUGCAGUUGCUGGUGGUACUGGUCCCGGCUGGGUUCUGCCAUUCACUGCUGGUGGUUUUAUCUACGUGGCAACAGUGUCCGUGUUGCCUGAGCUGUUGAGGGAAGCAUCACCUUUGCAGUCACUUCUGGAGGUGCUGGGGCUGCUGGGGGGAGUCCUCAUGAUGGUGCUGAUUGCCCACCUGGAGUGAGGGGUGGGAGACAGCGUCCCCACCCACCCUGCUCCAGACCUCUUCCCUUAACUCCAGGGCAGGGGCCUGGGGGUGCUGGAGGCCCUGGGCAGGAACAUCAGCCACAGUAAUGUGUUGAAACCUAAGAGAGUGGCUACUUGGGCAUCAGAGGGGCUGUGGGGCUGAGAGGCAGGAGGGACCAGUGGGGAGCACUGCCUGACCAUAUUGUUACCUUGGGGGUAUGGGAGGCCAUGAAGAAGACUAAAGGGACAGAAGUGACAAUAGAUAACCGGUGGCUGCAGCCCCACUUACUUUCAGAGGACCACGCUGCCACAUAUGGUUCUCCAAGGUCCACCUUCCUUCGGUGGAUAGUCAGGGAAGACCAGAGCGCUGAACAGAGAGUCUAACAAGGAGUCCGGAGUAAACAUCAAUCGUGCAUCCUGAUUUUGGGGUGAUUUGGGGUCGGGGUGGGAGAGGGUUAGUUGGCCUGAUUUGUUUCUAUUCAUUUUUUUAUAUCACUGUUUAAAUCGAGGGAGAAGGGUAGUGACUGGAAAUAAAGUUCUUGGCUUUUCCGCCCCA